UUUGUGUAUAAAAGCGUGGAAAUUUCAGUGAAUUGUAUCAGUCACAUUCUGUACUCCAAACAGUACUACAAACAGUUCAACACAGAUCAUCUUAACCGAGAUACAAAAAAUUUAAACUAAUCAAAAUGUUCAAGUUGUUGGUGUUGUCUGUUCUCGUUGCCGUUGCCGCUGCUGCUCCAAGUGGAUACCAUGGAUACGCUGCCGCUCUUCCAUUGGCCUAUGACUAUACUCCAGAUUACCAUGUGUCGAAGAUUGUGGAACACAUUCCAACCGCUGUGAGCCAUCAAAGCCGUGUUGACUACCACUCAAAACCAGUCAUCACCCCAAUUUAUGCUCCAGUAACCAAGGUUAUUCCACAACCAGCCUACGCUGUGCACAGCCCAGCCGUCGUCGCUCCAGUCGUCCACAGUGCUCCACUUGUCCACAGCUCACCAUACUAUGGUGCUUCAUUUUACGAUGCCCAUGCUCACGCAUGGUAAUCAGCUAUCCACCACCUCAAAACUGAUCCAGCAGUCAAUUGUUCCAAAUUCUUCAAGCAAUUCCUUUCGUUUUUCUAAUUAUUACCACACACAAAACAACAAGCCAAUUUUUACCAUAGCCUAAAUUCGUCCACCGAAAACGGAAAAUCGAGCUAAAAAGAAAAAAAAACAAAUUCACAUCAUCCACAUCUUCACUAAUUGACUGAGAGAAGAAGAGAUUUUCCGCACUCAUAAAAAAACAAUAUUACCAUACUUUGAUUACCGAAACUUAUUUAUACACAGCAAACGGCAACUGCAUUAUCUAUUGUUCUUAAGUUGAAAGAUUAGAUAGUGUGCAUUGGAUGAAAAUAAUUUAAUAAAUUGAUUUUUUUUAACAAAAAUUAAAACAAA
Messenger RNA from Sitodiplosis mosellana (orange wheat blossom midge), 869 nucleotides. RefSeq lists its product as uncharacterized. NCBI's taxonomy places the organism in Eukaryota, Metazoa, Arthropoda, Insecta, Diptera, Cecidomyiidae. The record is from RefSeq and is a predicted model, not a curated record. The transcript has 2 exons. The coding region runs from base 126 to 479 and encodes 117 amino acids.